AUGAAGCGGCAAAACGUGCGGACCUUGUCCCUGAUCAUUUGCACGUUUACAUACCUGCUCGUCGGGGCCGCCGUCUUUGACGCCCUGGAGUCCGACUUCGAGAUGCGGGAAAAAGAGCAACUGGAAGCAGAGGAGAAGCGUCUCCAGGGGAAAUAUAACAUCAGCGAGGAUGAUUACCGCAAACUGGAGACCAUCAUCAUGGAGGCAGAGCCCCACAGAGCCGGGGUGCAGUGGAAAUUCGCAGGGUCAUUUUACUUUGCCAUCACGGUUAUAACCACCAUAGGCUAUGGGCAUGCAGCGCCGGGGACCGAUGCAGGGAAGGCCUUUUGCAUGUUUUAUGCUGUCUUGGGAAUCCCUUUGACUCUUGUCAUGUUCCAAAGUCUGGGUGAGAGGAUGAACACUUUUGUCAAGUACCUCCUGAAGCGUAUCAAGAAGUGCUGCGGCAUGAGCAUCAUCGACGUGUCCAUGGAGAACAUGGUGACCGUAGGAUUCUUCUCCUGCGUCGGCACGCUGUGCAUCGGGGCUGCUGCCUUCUCCCACUACGAGGACUGGAGUUUCUUCCAGUCCUAUUAUUACUGCUUCAUCACAUUAACAACUAUAGGCUUUGGGGACUUUGUGGCCCUUCAAAAGAACCGGGCUCUCCAGAAGAAGCCCCUGUAUGUGGCCUUUAGCUUCAUGUAUAUCCUGGUGGGCCUAACUGUCAUCGGGGCCUUCCUCAACCUGGUGGUGCUCCGCUUCCUGACUAUGAACAGCGAAGAUGAGAGGCGGGAUGCCGAGGAACGGGCCUCACUAGCUGGCAACCGGAACAGCAUGAUCAUCCAUAUCCAGGACGAAUCACUGCCGCGGGGCCGGCGGAGGCGCGAGCCAUACCGGGCGGAUGUGACUGAUUUGCAGUCAGUCUGCUCCUGUAUGCACUACCACUCGCAUGACUUCGGCAGCUCUGGGGGAGGGAUGGGAGGCCUGGGCUGUGCCUUCUCCCAUCAGAACUCAUUCAGCUCGCAGCUGAAUCCCAAUCAGUACUUUCACUCGGUUUCCUACAGAAUCGAGGAGAUCUCGCCCAGCACCUUGAAAAACAGCUUCUUCCCCUCGCCCAUCAGCUCGGUGUCUCCUGGCCUUCACAGCUUCACAGACAAUCACCAGCUCAUGAGGAGAAGGAAAUCCAUCUAA
Messenger RNA from Micropterus salmoides (largemouth bass), 1167 nucleotides. It is a transcript of the gene kcnk9, whose product is annotated as potassium channel, subfamily K, member 9. The record is from RefSeq and is a predicted model, not a curated record. NCBI's taxonomy places the organism in Eukaryota, Metazoa, Chordata, Actinopteri, Centrarchiformes, Centrarchidae. Gene Ontology annotation, biological process: stabilization of membrane potential; potassium ion transmembrane transport. Gene Ontology annotation, cellular component: membrane. Gene Ontology annotation, molecular function: potassium ion leak channel activity. The transcript has 2 exons. Bases 1 to 1167 code for a protein of 388 amino acids.